Messenger RNA from Paramuricea clavata, 3602 nucleotides. NCBI's taxonomy places the organism in Eukaryota, Metazoa, Cnidaria, Anthozoa, Malacalcyonacea, Plexauridae. The record is from the annotation of a GenBank genome assembly.
AGAUGAUAAAAGAAUGUAUGAAGAAAGUGAUUGCUGUAAACUUGCACCAGUCUGUUCAGGUUAGAUUGAAUGUCGUUCAUUUAGUUGUGUUCACUAGGAAAAGAAAUAAAAAGUUUUAGCAUCUGAAAUGUGACUUUGAUUUAGGUGGAUGAUGAGUUGGAGAUCAAGCCAUAUUAUGCUGGUCAUGUUCUGGGGGCUGCCAUGUUUUUGGUUAAAGUUGGAAAAGAAUCUAUCGUAUAUACUGUAUGUUUUCAGGAUUUUCCUGCACAUCAUUCAUUAACAUCUUAGAUGCCUUGAACAGCAUAAUCUUUGUCGAUUUCUUUAUGUAUAGGGUGAUUACAACAUGACACCAGACAGACAUCUAGGGUGAGUUGGCUCAUUAUCCACUAGAGUAAGACCACAAAAAUUUAGUCAUUCACUAAUGGACCACAUUAGCUAAUGAACAAAAUUUUGAUCUAGACAAAAAUUUCAUCACAGCUUGAAAGAGCAUCACAAAAUUAGUAAUAUUCCGAAAUUUCGUUGCAAAAUGUUGUGAAAUGCGGAUAAUCUAGCCCUGCAAAGUUUGCCGUUUUUCAGUCAUUUUGUAUUACGCACGGGAAAUUGAUACCUUUUUCAGAAAGCGGUAUCAAUUUCCCGUGCGUAAUACAAAAUGACUGAAAAACGGCAAACUUCGCAGGGCUAUAUUAUCCGCAUUUUACAACAUUUUGCAACGAAACUUCUGAAUAUUACUAAUUUUGUGAUGCUCUUUUAAGCUGUGAUGAAAUUGUUGUCUAGACUUGUCUAGAUCAAAAUUUUGUUCAUUCUAAGGUAAUAGGUCCAUUCUUUAUGGUUGUUUAGUGCUGCGUGGAUUGACAGAUGUCGUCCCGAUGUUCUCAUUACAGAGUCAACAUAUGCAACAACAAUACGAGAUUCAAAAAGGUUUGCGAAGCUAAUCUACUGAUGUUAAUAAAUUUCUUCAGCUAAGCAACUUAAUUUUGUUAUUUUAUUGUAGAGUACGAGAACGAGAGUUGUUGAAGAAAGUUCAUGAUACUAUUGAUAAAGGUGGCAAGGUACAUUGAGCUACUGUGUCAACAUCCUCAGAAAACGUUCAAUGAGAAUGAAGACUUCUGAAUGUUUUGUAGGUUCUUAUUCCUGUGUUUGCUUUGGGAAGAGCUCAAGAACUUUGCAUCCUCCUGGAAACUUAUUGGUAAGAUAAAAUGAGAAAUGUUGAAUGAGAACUCCGUUUUCAAAUGCCAGAACUCCGUUUUCAAUGCCAAAACUCUGUUUUCAAAUGCCAGAACUCCGUUUUCAAUUGCCAGAACUCCCUGUUCAAAAGUCAGAACUCCAUUUUCAAUGCCAGAACUCCGUUUUCAAAUGCCAUAACUCCCUUUUCAAAUGCCAAAACUCCCUUUUCAAAAGCCAGAACUCCCUUUUCAAUGCCAGAACUCCCUUUUCAAAAGCCAGAACUCCCUUUUCAAUUUCAAAUGCCAAUACACUGUUUUUAAAAGCCAGAACUCCCUUUUCAAAUGCCAGAACUCCCUUUUCAAAUGCCAGAACUCUCUUCUCAAAUGCCAGAACUCCCUUUUCAAAUGCCAGAACUCCAUUUUCAAAUGCCAGAACUCCCUUUUCAAAUGCCAGAACUCCCUUGUCAAAUGCCAGAGCUGAUGAUUGUUGAUUAUCUUCUGAUAUCCAGCAUAAAACCAUUGAUAUUUUUAUCCCAGGGAAAGAAUGAACUUAAAAGCUCCGAUAUUUUUCUCAACUGGACUAACAGAAAAGGUCUGUAAACAUGAAACAAGGUAGCUUGAAAUUAAAAAUUCAUUAACUCUCACACGAGGAGGGGUAUGUAUGAAAAGUUGUGUUAAAGACUGUUAGUUCCUCAUUUUCAUCAGGACUUUUAUUCCUCUUUUAGGCGAAUCAUUAUUAUAAACUGUUCAUCACAUGGACAAAUCAAAAGAUACGGAAUACAUUUGUACAGAGAAACAUGUUUGACUUCAAACACAUCAAGGUGUGUAGGUAAAAAUUCACUUUCAAGACAGUGUGGAUCAUAUGAUAAUAUCUUUAUCAUUCAUUUCUAUUUUCAACAGCUGUACGUUCCUAUAGUCUGUACAGAUAAUAUAACUGUGAGUUUCAAAUAUUAUAUUUCAGCCAUUUGAAAGGUCAUUUGCAGACAACCCUGGGCCAAUGGUCGUUUUUGCUACGCCAGGGAUGUUGCAUUCUGGAUUGUCUUUGCAGUUAUUCAAGAAGUGGGCACCUGACGAAAAGAAUAUGGUACGAAUAACACGAACACAUUAAUGACACAAUGUCACGUAGCCUAUUUGCAAUGAAAAGUGUUCAAAACCUAAAAUCUUUUUGGCGUUCCUCUCAAAAUUACUUUGUUUUAGCUUUAUUCUCUAGUUUAUAGAGUUAGCUACCUUUAUAAAUGCAUCUGCCGGUUGAGAAACAUAAAAUAAUAGUCAAAAAUUGUCAAUUAAAAUACAAUUAUCAAUGAUGCUUUAAAAUUGACGCCAUAUUUACAGCCAUAUAAGCAAAACUUAGUGAACUUCAGACAUCAUUUUCUCUUUGGCGUAUCAUCUAAAAUCUCUUCAUUUUCGCAUUAUUUUACAGAUAAAGCACUAAACAUACUUUCUAAGUUUGUUUGCCGAUUGAGAAACGUAUCGAAAAAUAAAAAUUUAGAAUUUAGUCAUAACCUCAAGUGGUAUAUUAUACGCAUUAGUUUUGAGCACGUGUUACGUAACAUACAAAAAAUCUCCUCUUAACGUGAAACACGUUAUUAAAAUAAUAGUCACGUUGACGCAGAACACAUUGACGUGAAACACGUUAUUUUAUUAUACGUUAUUAUACUGAACACAUUGACGUUCUGACGUGUUGAACACACGUUAGUAUACUGUAUCAUAAAUGUUACUGAGACGUUGUUGAUGUUACCAGUACAUUGUUGAAGUCAUCUUUUGACAGGUUAUGACGUCUUCAACACUGUCAAUACUUAUACUAGUUAAACAGGUUAUAACAUUUGUAGAUCGUCAUACCUGGAUAUUGUGUGGUGGGAACUGUGGGACACAAGGUACUUGCAGGACAAAAGAAGAUCGAGUUGCAGGAUAAAAAGACAACGGUAAGUCACUGUUGCUGGUAUUUGCUGUCCGGCAACGGUAAGUCACUGUUACUGGUAACUAUCCGGGCUUUAAUGUCAAGAUGAGCCGGUGGCCAUUUUGUUUACACUUGAAGUAUCAAUUCUGCUCUCCUUCUACUCUAAGCUUUCAAACAGUUAUUUUCCUGAUGUUUGUGAUGUUACUCUGAGUGUAUAGUGCUCACCUGAGUACACAACACCAACACAGAAAAAAUCAAAGGUGUUUUUCUUAUUUUUACUAUCUUGCAGAUCGAUGUAAAGCUCUCGGUACAGCAGAUGUCAUUUAGGUGGGAAUGUAGAAUUUUUUUCUAUUUUUCUUUCAGACACAAUGCAGAACACAAUGCAUUUUAGAAUGUGAAGCUACUAUAAUAUUAGUUUUAAAUUCCCUUAAUUUUGUGUGUGUUUAAAUGUUUUAGUGCUCAUGCCGAUGCAAAAGGUAUCAUGCAACUGAUACGGCAGGUGAAGAAUGUAUUUUCUUUAAUGUUGGCCAUGUUGUCAAUGC